Messenger RNA from Uranotaenia lowii, 13159 nucleotides. It is a transcript of the gene Dnah3, whose product is annotated as dynein axonemal heavy chain 3. Gene Ontology annotation, molecular function: dynein light intermediate chain binding; ATP hydrolysis activity; dynein intermediate chain binding. Gene Ontology annotation, biological process: microtubule-based movement. The record is from RefSeq and is a predicted model, not a curated record. Gene Ontology annotation, cellular component: dynein complex. The transcript is spliced from 18 exons. NCBI's taxonomy places the organism in Eukaryota, Metazoa, Arthropoda, Insecta, Diptera, Culicidae. The coding region runs from base 47 to 12931 and encodes 4294 amino acids.
UAGAAAUGGAAAGUAUCUGCCAAAAGUCCGUCUAAAAUCGUCGAAAAUGUUAAGAAAAGUGCGGAAAGUGAAGCCUAAAGUCAAACGAAACAUAGAGGAUGUGCCGUUCUAUAAGUUUACGUAUCGAAGUGAUGAGUUGCCGCUGGAUCCGGCCCGUGAUUUUAUCGAAGAUCAAAUAGCUAAAAUUAACGUAAUCAAGCCGGCGUGCUUCAGCAGCGACUACAGCUUGCAUCAGUAUCCGAAAGGAGAUGGAACAUCGUUCAGAAAUAUCGUACUUCCGGAAAAACUGUCUGCAGUUGACCCUGCCGAUUAUCUCCCCCCUCCUCGGUCCAGAUUGUCAAAAAAUGGGAACUCCGCCACCGUCGACCAGCGGCUAAGUGAUUUAACCUCGAACCUGGUCAAACUGUACAAAAACCUGCGCCUGAAAAUAUUCCAUGACUUAACGCUUACCAAACCAACGUUGCUGGGAAAUGAAUUUUUUCGUCGUUAUGGUCGGGUUACGCAAGAUGGGCGCAAAAAGCUGCCAGCCAUUCGUCGGAAGUCUCGCCCCAAAAAGUUCCACUUCGACGAAUUUGCAUACCGAACGCCGGAGCAGAACGAUGAAGCCUUGCUCAAAAUUCAGCGACACCUGGAUGUGAUGAUUGCCAAAAGCAUCAAGCAGGCUGAGAAACGGCGGGCUCAGAAGGAGGACGAAGCCCGGAAAACGCAGUUUUGCGUACCAUCCAGGAAUAAAAAUGUGUAUCAGGUGAAAAUAAAGAAAAAACGAUUGACUAACGAGGAACAUAUGAAGAAAAUUAAACUUGAUGAAAGUCUAAAGCUGAAAUAUCUUCAAGCUCUACUGCCAACAGAUUUGGACGAACAGAAGCUUAAAAUAUUGGACAAAUAUGAAAGAAGUUACCUCCAAUUUGUGAAGAACUUUGACGAUAACAUGCGAUCUCGAACACUCACGCUCAUGGAUGAGCUUUGUGUCGAAAAGAUUGAACACUACCCAUCGCAUUUGAUUAAGAAAAUUCUACCCAGAAUCGAUAACCGAAUAGCUUUUCUGAAGAAUGCCUACAAGUUUAUACAGGAAGAGGAGAAGUUAUGGCCCAGCAUUUAUCCGGAAGUAAUUCUGAUGGAUUACAUCUUUGACCCGGAGCAUAACGUUCACCGCGAUCAGGCGGUUUACCUGAUGAUAUUGCUGCUGGAUCUUCAAGAAGACUACAGGUUCCAUGUGAAGCGAUCCUUCAUCCGAUACAUUCUGAAAUCCGAGGACGAACGAAAACGGCUGCAGCUAGCGGUGGAACCUCCGGAAUUCCCAGUUGUCACUCUAAUGGCUCCAGUUCCGUGGAAAUGUUCGGUUCAAAUAGCCAAGAAUCGCUUGGAAGAAGUGCUGAUGGUGAACCAUCCGGUUUUACAAGCCAUCAAUAUGUUGUGGCACAAGUUGUACGCUAACUUGUUGGUGGUAGAUAUGGCAAAAUUCUACAGCACCGAUAUCCCGAUGCACGCUGACAAGAUAACCGAAACUAUCAACACCGGAUGCCGCACUACCAGAGAUAUUUUGAUUAACGAUUGGAUGCCGCGAGUAGCUGAUUUGGUAGACGUUAUGCGAAAGUAUUGGAAGGAUCUAGUGCCAAGGAAUUCUCUGCACGGUGGACGAGGAGCGAUCUUUUUCAACUGUAUCCAUGCUCUUACUUCCUAUCAUCUGCAAGGGCUUAUCAAGAAGAGCUUAGAUCAUAUGAUCGACACUUUGGAGGCGUAUCGUGGAGGAGACACAACAUCGGGCACAAAACCUAUGCAACUCAAAAUGAAGCCUUUUAUGACUCUAACUGUAUCGGUAGUUGGAAAACCGGAUUCGGAUAUUGAGAAGCAAACAGAAAAGAACGAUUUGUCUCUAUACGAGGCAAACGAUGACGAUCCUAGUCUGCUCUCGGUGGAUUCCAACGAAGAAUCGAUGGCACCCGAUGUGGAUGAGAGAACAACUUCUUUCAUUAUGAAGAGUAGUGGAAAAAUCAUUAUCUAUCCGUACAUGGAAGAGUUACCCGAUUUGUUCAAAAGUUAUUUUGUUAAGAUUUUGAAAGCCGGUUACAAAAUACCAAGGCUCGAGUACUACCUUACUCAAGACAAGAAACAGCAAGGAUUUCUUCACUACAUCCGAGAGGACAACAUUGACAUGAACAAACUUUAUCUGCGGGUGAAGGAAAUUGUGAUCGCAAACCAAACGGGGCCAACGAUUUAUCUGUAUCCAAUGUACGAGUACUACUUUCCGGUGCUGACAAACCAAAUGAGAAUAAUUACCGAGAGCAUAUUUUCCCAGAGAGAGCUACCUUCUUUGAUCAUUUUCAAAGAACUCGUGAAUAAGUUUACUGAACUACUACACGGGAUCUAUUUUCUGCGAGAUUUUAUACCUCUGAACCUGUUUAUGUUGGAUAAUAGUCGCCUAAAUCGAGUGCUAGAGAAUCUUGUCAAAGAUUUGAAGGCAUUCGUCAUCAAUUAUUUCAUAACGCUCAACCAGGUUGAGAAUCGAAGAAUAUGUGACGAGUUCGAGGACAUGUCCCUGCAUGCCGGUGAACGGCCGGACCUUACUCCGGAAGUGGUCGCGCUUCAGAACUAUCUCACCCAAUGCCGGGAGGAGCGUUUGUACGCUCUGAAGACGGAGAUCAAGCACGUGGCCGAGCGCGUCCUCUUCCUCCUGACCUACGCUAUACUCGAUUCUGAGGAUAUCAAUCUGAACUCCCGCACCUUCCUGUGGCCUCAGGAGCUAGAGAAAGUGCUUGAUCUUAGCGGUGCUCGCUUGGCUGUAGUACGGGAGAAUCUCGAGACAGCUAUUCGAGAGCGGCGCGUCAAAUUUGAGCAGUAUCUGAACGCAGAAAAGAAAAAGAUGGACCACUUCCGGACGCGCGAGAUUCGAGAGAUGCUCUCGCUGGACGACCUUCGGGAGAAAGUUGAAACCGUUGAUGGGUUGAUGGAUAUCUUGGAGAAAUGUAGCAGAGAAGCGAAAGAAAUCAACGUUAAUGAAAAUCUGCUGCAAAUAGAGCAAUCUUUCUUCCCGACCUUGAACGAAAUGUACGAGAAAAUGGCUCCCAUCGAAAAGUUGUGGCAUACAGCGUACAAGUUCGAUUCUUGCCAUGAAGUUUGGUAUUUCGGGUCGUUCAAGGAGCUUGACGCAAGCGUUAUAAGCACUGCAGUCGAUGAGAUGUUCAGCUCCGUUAAUCUUUUACUUAAGGAGUUGGCCGGUAGUCCACAAGCGAAACGAGUGGCUGAACAGAUUCGUAUGAAAAUCGAUAAAUUUAAGAUCUAUCUGCCUAUUCUGGAAGCUAUCUGCAGACAGGGCCUCUGUGAACGUCAUUGGAGUCAGAUUUCUCGGGAACUUGGUCAGGGUGUGGAUCCAGAAUCGCAACAUUCGUUAGCUCUCAUGGUCGAUAUCGACAUCAUGAAGAUCCAAAACCGCCUAGAAGAGAUUUCCAACGCUGCGGGCAAAGAAUAUGAACUGAAUGUACAGCUGAUCGAUAUGCAAGAAGAGUGGUCAGAAGUCCAAUUUAUUUGUAUACCAUACAGAGAUUCGGACAUAUCUAUUCUGUCAUCGAUCGAUGACAUACAGACUCUACUCGAUGAUCAUAUUCUGAAGGCCCAGGCUAUGCGAGGUUCACCCUACAUUGCGGCUCUUGGAAGCAAAGCCACCAACUGGGAAGAUAAACUUAUAAAUAUGCAAGACGUCAUAGACACCUGGCUACAAGUUCAAGCCACCUGGAUGUAUUUGGAGCCUAUUUUCAGCUCUGAGGAUAUCAUGCGACAGAUGCCCACCGAAGGUCGCCAUUUCAAAACCGUCGACAAAUUAUUCCGCAAGAUCAUGCGUUACACAGUCUCCGACCCACACGUCAUUCAAGCCACAGACUUUCCAGAUCUUCUGAACGUGUUGAGGAAAGCAUUCACGGACUUGGAAGAUAUCCAACGAGGACUCAACCUCUACCUGGAGAAGAAACGCUUGUACUUUGCUCGAUUCUUCUUUCUUUCCAAUGAUGAGCUCCUGGAAAUUUUGUCAGAAACAAAAGAUCCCAUGCGUGUUCAACCGCAUAUGAAGAAAUGUUUCGAGGGAAUCAAUUCGUUGACGUUCGAUUCUCAGAUGGAAAUUACAGCUUUUGUCUCGGCCGAGGAUGAGCAAAUUCUGUGCACCAGAAAAGUUAACCCUGCGGCGGCCAACGGUUUGGUAGAGAAAUGGCUUAAAGAAGUUGAAAUCGUCAUGCUGGAAAGCGUCAAAGAGCAAAUUUGGCAAUCCUAUGAAGCUUAUUACAAAGAUCCUCGUAAGGCUUGGGUACUAAACUGGCCUGGGCAGGCAGUUCAAGUCGUUUCUUGCUUGACGUGGACCGAAGAAGCCGAAGAAGCUCUUGUUCAAAACAAACUGUUUGAUUACUCCGUUAAAUGUACCCAACAGAUUGGUGAGCUGGUAGAUUUGGUCAGAGGUAGUCUUAGCGCUGGUGCCACUAUCACCAUUGAAGCCUUGGUUGUUGUUGACGUUCACGCUCGAGACAUCAUCGAUUUGCUCGUAAGAAAAAAUGUCACCGACAUAGGCGACUUCAAUUGGUUCUCCCAACUGAGAUACUACUGGCGUAUCGAUGACGAUGACAAGCAGAGCUACGUAGCGUGUAGUAUGGUCACAACGGAUUUGAAGUAUGGUAUGGAAUACCUUGGUAAUACGGGAAGGCUUGUUACAACACCGCUAACCGAUCGUUGCUUUCGAACUCUGAUGGGAGCGUUUAAACUGAAUCUUGGUGGAGCGCCCGAAGGUCCGGCAGGUACCGGUAAAACUGAAACCUGUAAGGAUUUGGCCAAGGCCGUUGCCAAGAAGUGCGUCGUAUUCAACUGUUCCGAUGGCUUAGAUUACAAAGCAUUGGGUAAAUUCUUCAAAGGGCUCGCUCAAUCCGGGUCAUGGGCGUGCUUCGACGAGUUCAACCGAAUUGAGCUGGAGGUGUUAUCAGUAGUAGCUCAACAAAUCCUAACCAUUCAACGAGCCAUCGCUGGAAAGGUUGUAAAGUUUACCUUUGAAGAAACUACUCUUAAACUUGAUCCAACCUGCAAUAUUUUCAUCACCAUGAAUCCCGGUUAUGCUGGUCGCACAGAGCUUCCAGAUAACCUUAAAGUCCUAUUCCGAACAGUUGCCAUGAUGGUUCCUGACUAUGCCAUGAUUGGAGAAAUUACUUUGUACUCCAACGGUUUCGACGAGGCAAGAAUUUUGGCGCAAAAAAUUGUUCACACUUACAAGCUUUGUUCCGAACAACUCUCCUCACAAUCUCAUUAUGAUUACGGCAUGAGAGCAGUCAAAUCUGUUUUGAACGCAGCUGGUGCUCUACGAAAGGGUCAUCCAGAACUUUCAGAAGCUCAAAUUGUUCUCCGAGCGAUUAUCGACGUCAACUUACCCAAAUUUCUUCAACAGGACAUUCCUCUGUUUGAAGGAAUAUACAAAGAUCUGUUCCCAGGCAUCGAACUUCCACCACCGGCCAGAGAGGACAUUGUUAGACAUUUACUGGUACAAUUGGUGAAGCGCAAACUUCAACCAACUCCAUGGUUCAUCGAGAAAGUAAUGCAAGUCUACGAAAUGCUGCUGGUACGGCAUGGUUUGAUGAUUGUAGGAGAAUCAAUGGGCGGUAAAACGUCGGCUUACUCAGCGCUGGCAGAAAGUCUUCGGGAGCUGCGCAAGGAAAAGGGGCCCAAAUGUGAAGAACAGGGAGUUGCGUAUCGCAUCAUCAACCCCAAGGCGAUCUCAAUGGGACAGCUGUAUGGAAGCUUUGAUCCCGCUUCCCACGAAUGGUCCGAUGGAGUUUUGGCGAAUACCUACCGCGAGAUGGCCUACACCCUCAGCUUGGAACGACAAUGGAUCAUAUUUGAUGGACCGGUUGAUGCGGUUUGGAUUGAAAAUUUGAAUACUGUGCUCGACGACAAUAAGAAACUCUGUCUCAUGUCCGGUGAAAUCAUACAAAUGUCCAAGUAUAUGAACAUGAUGUUCGAGCCGGCUGACCUCGAACAAGCUUCACCGGCAACGGUUUCACGUUGCGGUAUGAUUUACUUGGAACCAUCUCAAUUAGGUUGGAUUGCACUUCACAAGUCGUUUCUGGUAACGUUGGAAGAAAAAGGUGUCAAUGAAAUAAAUAUGGGCUUGUUCGAACAAUUAACCGAAUGGUUGAUCCCGGUGGCAUUGGAAUGGCUACAUACUUUCGGUUCCGUACUCAAAAUAUCGGAAAUGCAUCAUUAUCAUAUGUUCUCCACCUUUUUUCUCAUAUUCCUGAACCGAGUGAACAACUACAAUCAAGCAUGGUUCCAGCAGAUAUUCUUGUUCUGUUACGCGUGGGCCUACUUUUCGGCAGUCACUGUCGAGACGCGGAAAAUGAUCGAUCCUUUGUUACGGAAAGUUUUAUACGGCGCUAACGAAGAUCAUCCUAAGCCCAAGCAUUUCUCGCUCAAUCGGGGUCAAAUGUAUCCGGAAAAGAUGAACUUCCUCGACUACCGGUUCGACGAGGUCGAGACUUGGUGGCCGUGGUUGAAAUCGGAUGAACUGACGUAUCCCGAAAGUUGCACCAUAUCUGAGCUCAUGAUACCGACUAAGGAGACCGGUUACAUCCUCUACUGGACAGAGAUGUGUGUUUCUGCAGGUAUUCCGAUUCUUUUGGUUGGUCCUACGGGUACUGGAAAAAGCGCAACGAUUGCCAAUUAUAUACGAGAGCUGCCGAAAGCGAAGUUUAUCUCAAAUAUCAUCAAUUGUUCGGCCCGUAGUACGGCACAUCAGAUGCAAGACACCAUAAUGUCCAAGUUAGAUCGCCGUCGAAAAGGAGUCUACGGCCCUCCGGUUGGCAAGAAAUGUGUCAAUUUUAUAGACGAUGUCGCAAUGCCUGCUCGUGAUGAAUAUGGUUCUCAGCCACCUCUCGAGUUGAUAAGAACAUGGCUUGAUCACGGAAUAUGGUCUGAUCUGAGAGAUACCACCAAGAUAGAGCUAAUCGAUUUGUUGUUUGUGGGCGCUAUGGGACUUGUCGGAGGCAGUAACUUCAUUCCUCAACGAGUCUAUCGACACAUGUUCGUCGUUUCCGUUGACUCAUUCGAAGAUACAACUCUGAACAGAAUUUUCUCCGCAAUCGGUGAGUGGCAUUUCUCCAAAGGCUAUCCAGACACCGUAUCUAGGAUGGCCAAAAAUCUUAGCUCAGCUGUGGUAGCUGUAUACCGAGGAGCGAUAGAAAACUUCUUACCUACCCCAGCAAAAUCACAUUAUUUGUUCUCCCUCAGAGAUGUGACGCGUAUUUAUCAAGGUAUUGUUUUGGUACCAGCUAAACGUUUACCUGACCCAGAAAAGCUAACUAGACUGUGGGCUCACGAAACCUAUCGGGUGUUCUACGACCGUUUGGUGGACGAUAAUGACAAACAAAUGCUACUGCGAAUAGUUGAAGAAGCAGCUAACUCUCAGCUGCGUCUCAAACUCGAGGCUGCUUUCGGCGAUCGCCUGGAAAGUGGUCAACGGGUUUCCGAAAAGCAUAUGCGAGAUCUAUUGUUCGGAAACUAUAUGGAACCAGACGCGGUUAAACGAAUCUACGAUGAAGUAGAUCAAUGGAAAAAGCUCGAGAAAAACAUGAACUAUUAUUUGGACGAAUACAACCAACACUCCAAAUCACCAAUGAAUUUGGUUCUGUUCCGCUUUGCAAUCGAACAUAUUUCAAGAAUCUCCAGAGUCUUGCAGAUGCCUCGAGGUCAUUUACUGCUGGUUGGGCUUGGUGGUGCCGGAAGGCGUAGUGCAGUGAAAUUAGCUGCACACAUGGCAGACGCCAGCGUGUUCCAAGUAGAAGUUACUCGCAGCUACGGCAUUACAGAAUGGAGAGAAGACAUGAAAAAACUACUCAUGUUGGCUGGAAACGAAGGAAAACCAACAGUUUUUCUGUUCAACGAUUCUCAGGCUAAAGAAGAGGCUUUCGUUGAAGAUAUCAACUCCCUUCUUAAUACAGCCGAUAUUCCUAAUCUAUUCCAAACUGAUGAGAAAGCCGUCAUCCUAGAAACGAUGCAAACAAUUGUGAGGCAAACUAGUAAACCUAUUGACUCAACCGCUUUAUCACUGUACAACUUCUUCAGCGAAAGAGUAAGGGAGAAUCUCCACAUUGCCCUAGCGUUCUCACCGAUUGGCGACUCUUUCAAGAAGAGAAUUCGUAUAUAUCCUUCUCUGAUCAACUGUUGUACAAUUGAUUGGUUCACUUCUUGGCCAAUCGAUGCUCUACAAAAGGUGGCCGAACAUUUCAUCAGAUCCAUGGACUUGGAACAAGAGCAAACCUCGUCUACGGAAUCAUCUGCAGUUAGCGUACAGCAAUCGGAAGCUGAUCUUGAAAAGCAUAAAACAAGAAAGUUAACACGUUUUGAGAAAAAGCUCGUAGAAGUGGUAAUGAUAUUCAACGAAGGUGUGGUUGAAAACUCUGACAGAUUCUUUCGAGAGCAGGGUAGGAAAAACUACGUAACUCCAACGUCCUACCUGGAAAUGUUGCGUUCAUUUAACACACUGUAUCGCAAAAAGUAUUCGGAAAUCAUUUUCCAAAGGGACCGAUACACCGUCGGUUUGGAAAAGCUCGAUUUUGCGGCCGCGCAGAUCGCAGUAAUGCAAGACCAACUUAAAGACUUGCAACCUCAACUCAAAUUCACAUCCGAUGAAACCGAGAAGAUUAUGGUUAACAUUGAGCGAGAAACGGCCGAGGCCGAAAAGAAAAAGGAAAUCGUGGGCGCCGAUGAGACAGCUGCCAACGAGGCGGCUGCCUCAGCACAGGCCAUCAAGGAUGACUGCGAAAGCGACCUCCAGGAGGCGGUUCCAGCACUGGAAGCGGCGCUCUCAGCGCUGGAUACGCUGAAACCGGCUGACAUUACCGUUGUCAAAUCCAUGAAGAAUCCACCGCUAGGAGUGAAGCUAGUGCUGGAAGCCGUUUGCGUAAUCAAGGGAAUCAAGUCGGACCGCAAGACAGAUCCAUCCGGCAAGGUUUUGGAAGAUUUUUGGGGCCCAUCGCAAAAAAUGCUUGGAGACUUGAAAUUUUUAGAAAGCCUGAAAUCUUUUGACAAAGACAACAUUCCUAUACCGGUGAUGAAGAAAAUUCGGGAUGUGUACAUUGCUGAUCGGGAGUUUGUUCCCGAGAAAAUUAAAAACGUAUCCAUGGCAUGCGAGGGUUUGUGCCGUUGGGUCCGUGCGAUGGAAAUUUAUGACCGGGUGGCAAAGAUUGUUGCACCCAAGAAGAUUGCCCUUGCAGGAGCCGAAGCGGAACUCACCAUGCAGAUGGAGAAGCUUAAUGCCAAACGGGCCGAGUUGCAGGAAAUCUUGGACAAGCUGCAGAAGCUGAACGAUUUCUUCGCCGAAAAGUCCCGGGAGAAGAAACGGUUGGAGGACGAGAUCGAUGGCUGUGAGAAAAAAUUGAUACGAGCUGAACAGCUUAUUGGUGGUUUGGGCGGAGAGAAGAGAAGAUGGUCAGAGUGUGCUCAUAAUUUGCACAAAUCAUUGGAAAAUGUCAUUGGAGAUGUACUGCUAGCGGCUGGUAGCAUCGCGUAUCUCGGAUGUUUCUCAAUAGAUUUCCGAAGCAGAAUCAUUCGAGAAUGGAACCAGAUAACAUUGGCCAAAGAAAUCCCUUGCACGGAAGUUUUCUCACUUUUGACUGCCCUGGGAAAUCCCAUUGAAAUAAGGAGUUGGACUAACUGCGGACUUCCUUCGGAUGAUUUUUCUAUUGAGAAUGGAAUCAUCGUCAAAAAUGCUAGACGUUGGGCUCUCAUGAUUGACCCAGAAGGCCAAGCAAAUAAGUGGGUCAAGAACUUGGAGAAGGCAAACAAUCUGAAAAUUAUUCAGCAAAUGGACCCCAACUAUAUCAGGGUGCUUGAAAACGCAUUGAUUAAUGGGUACCCCGUGUUGUUAGAGAAUGUGGGAGAGACAAUUGAUUCUGGAUUGAACCCAAUAUUAGAGAAAAAUGUCAUCCGUCAAAGGGGAACAUGUGCGAUCAAGUUCGGCGAUGGAAUGGUGGAAUAUAAUGAAAAUUUCAGAUUUUAUAUCACGACCAACUUGCGAAACCCACAUUAUCUACCGGAAACAGCAGUUAUGGUAACACUUAUGAAUUUCAUGAUUACUGAGCAAGGACUACGUUCUCAGCUCCUAGGAACUGUCAUUGUUCAAGAAAGACCAGAUCUACAAGAGAAGAAAGAAUCGCUUAUAAUCGAGUCCGCUAAAAAUCAAGAAGAUUUGUACAAUGCUGAAGCCAAAAUAUUACAGGUUCUUUCUUCAUCUGAAGGCAACAUCUUGGAUGAUGAGAAUGCAAUCAAUAUUUUAACAUCCAGCAAAGAACUUUCAGAAGAAAUUCAAUCCAAGCAGAUAAUAGCAGUAGCAACGGAAGCUGAAAUAGAUGCAGCUCGUCAGCUGUAUAUUCCAGUAGCACGCCACUCCGCUGUCCUGUUCUUCUGUACCACUGAGCUGGCUAACAUCGAUCCAAUGUAUCAGUUCAACCUUACUUGGUUCCUUAACAUCUUCGUUCAAACCAUUCUCAAAACGCCAAAAUCGGAAGACCUUGAAGAGCGUCUCCAACUGUUGAUGGACUACUUCACCAAAGCAAUCUACAACAACGUUUGUAGGUCACUCUUCGAAAAAGAUAAACUUAUGUUUUCGUUUGUGCUUUGCUCGGGAAUACUACGCGGAGAGAAUAAAAUAGAUGAUCAGGAACUAUCGUUCCUUCUGGCCGGAGGUUUAGCCCUUGAUAAUCCAUACGCAAACCCUGCUCCAGAAUGGCUACCGGAGAAAGCGUGGACCGACCUUGUUCGAGCAUGUUCGCUUCAACCGCUUAAAAAUCUGCGCGAAUCCUUCGAAGCGAAUUUGAAUGUAUGGAAGAUUUUUUACAAUGAAAGUACACCGGAAGAACGUAAACUUCCAGAACCCUUCCAAGAGCACGAAGGACUGGUGAAGCUCAUCAUUCUGAAAUGCAUUCGCCCGGAUAAGGUUGUUCCAGCGCUACAGAAAUUCAUCAUCCAAAUGAUUGGUCCAUCUUACAUUGAACCUCCUAACUUCAACCUGCGACUAGCUUACGAAGACAGCUCACCUAGGAUUCCGCUCAUAUUCAUGUUAUCUCCAGGAUCAGACCCAAUGGAAGGUUUGUUUUCCUUCGCAAGUGAAAAGUAUAUGGGAGACGAUUGUCGUGUCAUCUCACUCGGUCAAGGCCAGGGACCGAAAGCCACCAAGUGUAUUCUAGAUGCUAUCAAACUAGGCCACUGGGUAAUACUGCAGAACUGUCAUGUAGCGGAAUCCUAUAUGGAUGAACUGGAGAAGCUUGUGAUGGAUCCGAGCUUGUACGAGCAAGUACACUCGAAAUAUAGACUCUGGUGUACGUCCUACCCGAGCAAGAAGUUCCCGGUUUCUAUCCUUCAAAACAGCGUUAAAAUGACAAACGAAGCACCGAAAGGAUUGAAACUCAACAUGGUUCGGGCGUAUACGACAGAGCCGUUGGAUAAUGAAGCAUUCCUGGAUGAUGCUUUUGUAAACGAAACGCAUCAGGCGUGGACAAGAGGCGUAUUCGCGCUGGUGUUCUUCCAUGCAGUAGUCCAGGAACGAUGUAAGUUCGGUCCGCUCGGCUGGAACAUACCGUACGAGUUCAACGAAUCUGAUCUCAAGAUUUCGCUGAUGCAACUAAAACAGUUCUUGCAUCAAUACUUGUACAUUCCGUUCGAAGGGCAUAUCUAUCUGACAGGUGAGUGUAACUAUGGAGGUCGCGUAACUGACGACAAGGAUCGAAGAUUGCUGUUGGCACUGUUGAACCGACUCUACAAUCCGGAAGCAACAACUGAGAACAAUUACCAACUAUCUGAGUCCGGAAUCUAUCGUGUUCCACUUAACCCGAUCAAAGAGGAAACAUUGGAAUACCUCUCAACCUUACCCUUAACGGCACAACCCGAAGUAUUCGGGCUACAUGAAAAUGCAGAUAUCACCAGGAACAUUGAGGAAACUAAUAUGCUUUUAGAGAAAGUACUACAGACACAAACGCAGCUUCUAACCAAAGGAUCAUCGGGUGACAAAGAUGAACAAAAAAUAGAUCCCGUUCUGUUUGUCUGCAAGGAGAUCAUGAAAAAGCUCCCGGCACCUUUCGACGUUGAGGGAACUAGCGAAAAGUUCCCGAUUCUCUACAUGAACUCGAUGAACACGGUGCUUAGACAGGAGCUGACGCGUUUCAAUCGCCUCCUGACCUAUAUUAAACUGAGCCUGAUCGACGUUCAACGAGCAAUUCAAGGACAGAUAAGCAUGAUUCCGGAGCUGGAACGUGUCUACCGAGCUAUGCUGAUCGGCAAAGUUCCUCAAGCUUGGCUCAACAAGAGUUAUCCAUCGCUAAAACCGCUGGGCGGUUACAUAAACGAUUUCGUGCACCGUUUGGGUUUCUUCCAACGUUGGAUCGACGACGGUGAACCGAAAGUGUAUUGGAUGAGCGGAUUCUACUUCACCCAAUCCUUUUUGACUGGGGUUUUACAGAAUCAUUCCCGAAAAAACAAGCUCCGCAUCGAUGAUCUGGCAAUGGCUUUCGAGGUGCUAGAAUUCGAAACCGAAGAUAAGAUAGAAAAACGAACCGAAAUCGGAACCUUCGUGCGGGAUCGUCGUGCUAAAAAUGAGGACUACGUAACAUUUGACGGACUGUUCCUGGAAGGGGCCCGCUGGAAUCGAGAGCUGAAGUGCCUGGAUGAACCGCUGCCCCGGGUCCUAUACGACACGAUUCCAAUCAUAUCGAUGACUCCGACGCCCAAGGAUAAAGCCGUUGUCCCGCAAAUGUACCGCUACGAUUGCCCGAUCUACAAAACCAGUGCUCGCCGAGGGAUUCUUUCGACCACUGGCCAUUCGACAAACUUCGUCAUGUUCCUGGACUUGGACAGUGCCGUUAUGCCGGAGCAUUGGGUUCUCCGAGGCACUGCUUGUCUGUGUCAGUUGGAUGAUUAGAUGAUUAUGGUUUAUUUAAGGGUGAUCAGUGUUGCUUUAAACUAUAGAUAAAAAUCAAGCCAAAUUUUAAGACUUUUUACUGGAAACCCCAUUUUGGAAUUAGGUAUAUGAUUGUCAAGCAAUACUAGAAUAACACUAUACUUCUGAUCAGAUAAUUUAAAAUUUCGUACUUUUCAUGUAAACUUGAAUACUGAAUUCUUAGAGCAUCUUGUUUAUAAUCUUGUGAUC